GCCCUAUCAUGACUGGUACAACCACCACGACCCUGCUGCUCGUCCAACCGUUGUGGCUGCAAAACCCGAAAUCGUCCAUUGACUUUAUCAUGAACAAUAACGGCACUGCCAUCGUCGUCGCCGCGCUUUCAACAACAACGUCGGGUUGUCCGCGACCGCUUUCCACAUUGGACCUGUGCCCCAAAGAGGACCUGGUACUGCUACGCCCGGUGCCGUCGUCCAGGAGUCGACACUGUGAAGUGCAUGGCUGCGGCCACUUCAUCGCCAGCCGGAAAAGAUGCAUUGGACACGGGGGGGGCGUGCGAUGUGUGAUGACGUCGUGUCAAAACGGGGCUAAGCACGACGGCCUGUGCUGGGCGCACGGGGGGUCCAAGUCGUGCACGAAGGAGGGCUGCACAAACCGAACCAAAGCUCGGGGAUUGUGCUGGAGCCACGGCGGCGGCAAGCCCUGCCAGACCCCCCACUGCCUCAAAACGGCGCUUCGGUAUGGCCAUUGCUGGGCUCAUGGAGGAGGUAGACAUUGUUGACCACUUGAUCGGCAGAAGUGAAGUCUCAUAUACUUCUCCUACCCUGUGUAGGCAAGCGAUGUCUUGCGGUCGGAUGCAAUCGACCAGGAUUCGAGCGCCACGGCAACUUUUGCCGGCAGCAUUGCGAAUAGUACGAUAGGAGAACGUUAGGUACAGUAUACUAGUAUUAAUUAAUGUAUGGUUCAAGUCGAGCGAUACUCUACGA
Aphanomyces astaci is the source of this 732-nucleotide messenger RNA. RefSeq lists its product as hypothetical. The transcript has 2 exons. The record is from RefSeq and is a predicted model, not a curated record. NCBI's taxonomy places the organism in Eukaryota, Oomycota, Saprolegniomycetes, Saprolegniales, Verrucalvaceae. Bases 9 to 527 code for a protein of 172 amino acids.